This is a messenger RNA of Solea senegalensis (Senegalese sole), 1128 nucleotides long. RefSeq lists its product as uncharacterized. Lineage: Eukaryota; Metazoa; Chordata; Actinopteri; Pleuronectiformes; Soleidae. The record is from RefSeq and is a predicted model, not a curated record. The transcript is spliced from 6 exons. Bases 306 to 902 code for a protein of 198 amino acids.
CGGAGCAUGCGCGCACAAGAACAACCUUUAUGAUUAGUCACUAACAGCUUAACGAGACUCUUUGCUGCUCUCUCGCUCAUUUUGAAACACUUUUUUGAGUCUUUAUUUUUUUAACUUCUUACGGCAGCUCAACAACGACAACUGUCACUUUGCGGUAAAAAAAAGUGAGUUUGCGACUGUAAAACUUUGCGAACGGACAGCUAAGCUAACGCUAGUAGAUCGCUAAUGCGUCGCCGCGACAUCAGAGCGCGUGCGUGAGUGUCCGCGUGACAGCAGGUGAACAGUUGAAUAAAAAAAGAAAAGUGAUGGAUUCACCAAAACCACUGAUCCUGAAGAGCAGAACCACGGUGUCCCUGCACGAGCGCUUCACUCAGGUUCUGAUGGAUCAGCUGACCCCAACCAUGACCUUUAACCCCAUCCUGCUGAUAAAGGAGGAGCCACCAUUCGGCAUCCAGGCUCCUCACUUCCACCAGAGGGCGACGUGCCAUCUGAGGAAGAGGAGGAGGAGGAGGAGGAGGAGGAGUCUCUGGACACAUGACCACACCUCCAAAUUUCGAGGCUACUGGAGCUUCAUGAGCAAAUACAGACUACAAGGACGGGGUCACCUGAGAAGUCGUCUCGGUCAGCACCGCGUCCUGAGGAGGAGGAGGAGGAGCCACGUCCACAGACUGACAGGACGACACCUUAACGUGAAGCUGCCGAGGGGCAUGGCCUCCACAACCAGGGGGCGUGGCCUCAGCAAUGACAGCAUACCAACCAAGAGACAGCUGGACGCUCAGCUGGACGACUAUAUGUCCGUGUCCAGAAGACGACUGGACAAAGAACUGGACGACUACAUGUCCAUGUCCAGAAGACGACUGGACAAAGAGCUGGACGAGUACAUGUGUCUACUGGAGGACUGAGGGGGCGGGACAGAAGGGGCAGGGCGUUGAGGUUAUUUAAGUUCAGGUUUUAUUUAAUGACGACAGAAGCUGCUCUUCUUUAGUUAGGUCAGAGGUCACGCUGUGUGACCUUCACUGACCGCUCUGUUCUUUGUUCUUAGAGUUUUAUGAAAAGAAGAAGUGCUGAGUCACUGUUAGUGAAAUAUGAGACAGUCGUGUUCUGAUUAAAGAGAUAGUUCACACCUUU